This is a messenger RNA of Physcomitrium patens, 1819 nucleotides long. Its product is annotated as indole-3-pyruvate monooxygenase YUCCA6. Lineage: Eukaryota; Viridiplantae; Streptophyta; Bryopsida; Funariales; Funariaceae. The record is from RefSeq and is a predicted model, not a curated record. Gene Ontology annotation, molecular function: NADP binding; N,N-dimethylaniline monooxygenase activity; flavin adenine dinucleotide binding.
GACGAUAGCCCCGUGAGGUGAUUCAACAUGCCGCCGCAUGUGACCGCAACGGGAUAUUGGGUGAAGGGUGCUACGCAAGACCUUUCGACGCGGAAGAAGCAACCGCCCAGUUAUUGCAACGGGGCUAUCAUCGUCGGCGCAGGUCCAUCAGGACUCGCGACAGCAGCGUGCCUCAAGAAGCUAGGCGUCCACGUCUUGAUUCUGGAGAAAUCGUCUUGCAUCGCCUCGCUGUGGCAGACCAAGACCUACGACAGGCUGCACCUUCAUCUCCCGAAGCAGUUUUGCGAGCUCCCGCACUCCCCUUUCCCAGUGGACUUCCCCACUUACCCCACCCGCCACCAGUUCGUGGAGUAUCUUCAGGAGUAUGCCGCCCGCUUCAAACUACAGCCGUUGUUCAACCACUCGGUGGAUCUCGCGAACUUCGAUUCUCGCUCCGGCCUGUGGCAUGUCCACGUGACUUGCGCCGGUGGGAAGGGCGACCCCGACCGGGAGUUUCGAGCUCGGUGGCUGGUGGUUGCGUCGGGGGAGAACGCCGAGCCGGUCAUCCCCUCCUUCAAGGGCUCAAAAGAGUUUCGCGGCGGGAGCAAGAUCUUCCACUCCAGCCGCUAUCGGAAUGGGACGGAGUACGAAGGGAAGAAGGUACUCGUGGUCGGGUGCGGCAACACGGGCAUGGAGAUUGCUCUCGACUUGGCCAAUUUCGGCGCUUACCCCUCCAUCGUCGUCCGCAGUCCGACUCACAUCCUGCCCAGGGAGAUGAUGUUUAAAUCCACGUUUCUGGUGGCGAUGAAGCUGAUGGAGAAACUACCGGUCUGGUUAGUGGACUGGCUCCUUCUGGCUUAUGCGUACUCGGCCCUCGGCAACACAGCCAAGUUCGGCAUUCAUCGCCCGAGCGAGGGCCCGAUGGUGCUCAAGGAGAAGCACGGCAAGACCCCCAUUCUGGAUGUGGGCACUUUAAAGUUGAUCAAGAGCGGCCAAGUUAAGGUGCUACCCGCCGUAGAGCGCCUGACUCCCACUGGGGCCCUAUUCGAGGACGGUCGACUGGAGGAAUUCGAUGCCGUGAUCCUGGCGACGGGGUACAAGAGCAAUGUCCCUAGCUGGCUCAAGGAUGACAGUAAGUUUUUCUCAGACGAGGGAUUUCCACGCCAGCCCUUCCCUCACGGAUGGAAAGGCGAGAACGGACUUUACGUGGCAGGGCUCGGCAGGAAAGGGCUCUUGGGAGCUUCCAAAGACGCGACACGCAUUGCGAAGGACAUAUAUGACGGAUCGCUCACCGAAAUCACAAGCUUGAGACUGGUGCCAUGCCAGUUGAAUCAAAGGAUCUGAUUUUGAAGGAGAUCCUGAACAGUUAGAGAGAGAGAGAGAGAGAGAGAGAGAGAGCUAGCGAGUUCACCGUUUCGAACACUGCAACUCCAGUUUUGUAAUUUUGAGAGUGGGGUGAUCCCGAGGGAGAACCCAUCGUUGUACACGGCAAAUUGUGACUAGGAUUGGAAGGACCAUACCUCCUGUUUAGAUUGCGGAGUUGAGGGGAGGGAUAUAUAUAUAUAUAUAUAUAUAUUUAUGAUCAUUCAGAAGACGAUCGGUUCCAGCUGGUGAUGGAGGAUGUAAAACCCGGGAGUGACUGAGCCUCGAGUGGGGCUGCUGCAAAGAGACCGUCGGCCACACCCCGAACACUGUAUCAUAAAUUCUACCACAUUUUUUCACUGACUGUGGGCAACUACAUCAAACUGUGCGAAAUUCCCUUUGAGCAGCGGAAACAAUCCUCCCGCCUCUCUCCUCUGAUUUCAACUACAACAUAUAUUUCCAUCUGCUUUCAUGUCAA